CGCGCGGGCGCACGCCGCGAUGGGCAAGACCGAAGACGCUGACUUCCACGCCGGCGUCGCGAUCGUCCCCAGGAAGGACGGCGUCGCGACGGAUGGUGGCGGCGGCGACGACGAGAAGGCGGCGGCGGAAGGCGGAGAAGAUCGCGGACAGCAGGAGAUGGCGCCCUUCCUGUCGCUCUUUCGCUUCUACGGCCCUCGCGAGAAGGCGAUGCUCGCGGUCGGCGUCCUGUUCUGCAUGAUAGGCGGCGCCGCGUUCCCCGUGAUAAACAUCGCGUUCGGGGAGCUGCUCGAUUCCUCCGCGAACAACGCGAACGUCAAGAAGACGACCGCGGACGCGUGCUUAUUCAUGGUCGGCGUCGCGUGCGUGUUGGGAUUCUCGCUGUUCGUCGGAUUCGCGUUCGUGUCUUGGGCCGCGUCGCGCGGCGCGAACAACGUCCGCCGCGCGUACCUCGCGUCCCUCGUCGCGCAGGACGUCGCGUUCUUCGACGCCGCGCGCGCGGGCGAGCUCGCGGCGGCGACGAGCGAGAAGGUUCAGAUUCUUCAAAACGGCACCGCGAAGAAGCUCGGGGAGUUUGUCCAGGCGACGUUCACCGGCGUCGGAGGUCUCGGCGUCGGGUUCUACUUCUCGUGGAAGCUCUCGCUCGUGAUCUGCGCGGGGUUGCCCCUCCUCGUGGUCGCGACGUACUUCUUAAUCAAGGCGACGACCGCGCUGACGGCGGCGAAUCCGGAUUACGAAAACGCCGGCGCCGUCGCGGUGGAGUCACUGACGUCGUCGCGCGUCACCGCGGCGCUGAACGAUCAACCGGCCGCGGCGGCGCGGUACGAGAGACACCUCAGAGGCGCGGAAGCGCACGCGACGAAGUGUCAGUGGAGGAUAUCCUUCGCGAACGGCGGUCUGUUUGGUUCCAUGUUCUUCAUGUACGCGUUUGGACUCUGGUACGGCGCCUCCGGGACGUCCCCGUGCGUCACCGGCGGGACGGUCAUCUUGGUGUUCUUUUCCGUCUUGAUCGGCGGGUUCAUGUUUGGGCAGUGCGGCGCGUCGAUCGAGGCGAUCAUCAAGGGGAGAAUCGCCGCGCGCGAGCUGUACGCCGUCAUCGACCGAAAACCCGCAGACGGGACCCCGGGGGCGGACGUCCGCGACCCCCAGGGCGUCGCGGUCGUGCCGAGCGAGGUCAGCGGCGCGGUCGAGUUCAAGGACGUGUGUUUCUCCUACGCCACGAGGCCGGUGUUCGUCGGUCUGAACCUGAAAAUUGAACGCGGAAGCACCGUCGCGCUCGUCGGCGAGAGCGGGUGCGGAAAGUCCACGAUCGGUCGCCUCUUGACGCGAUUUUACGACCCGACCUCGGGGAUGAUCACCUUGGACGGCGUCGACAUUAAGAGCGCGAGGAUCGACGACUUGAGAGCGUGCGUCGGCGUCGUCUCGCAAGAGCCUCUGCUGUUCGAGGCUUCCAUCCGCGAAAACAUCGCCGUCGGUCGCGCCGGCGCGAACGCGGCCGACGUCCCGAUCGAAGACAUCGUCGCCGCCGCGAAGGCUGCGUCUGCGCACGAGUUCAUCGCGUCGUUCCCGGACGGGUACGACACGAUCGUCGGCGGGAAGAACAGCAAACUAUCCGGCGGCCAGAAGCAACGCGUCGCGAUCGCGCGCGCGGCGCUGCGAAACCCGCCGGUGCUCAUCCUCGACGAGGCGACGUCCGCGUUGGACACGGAGAACGAGAAGAUCGUGCAAAACGCGCUGGACGACCUCGUGAAAGGCGGCGCGCGCACGACGAUCGUCAUCGCGCACCGGCUAUCCACCGUGCGCGACGCGGACGCGAUCGUCGUGUUGGGCUCGAAGGACGCCGCCGGCGGGAUGGCGGGCGGCGGCGCCGCGGAGGGCUCCGUCGUUCUCGAGCGCGGGACGCACGACGAGUUGAUGGCGAUGAAGGACGGGCGGUACCGCUCCCUCGUCGGUCUCGGGAAGUCCAAGGGGAAGGCCAGUUCUGCGUCUUCCGCGUCGCUCGCGGGCGCGGGGGAGACGCCGUCCGCGUCCGCGGCGGACUUGGUCAAGCUGAGCGCCGAGAAGGAAGAGAAGGAAGCCGACGAGAAGGACGACGCCGACGAGAAAAAGGCGAGCGACGAGGAGAAGCUCCCGCCAGUGCCAGCCGCGCGCAUCUGGGCGUACAGCAAACCCGAGUACAACGUCCUCGCGUUCGGCGGGUUCGUCGCGCUCGUGAACGGCUGCAUCUUCCCCUCCAUCGCGUUCGUGUUCGCCGAGAUGCUCGCGCUGUUUUACUCCCACGACACGGACCGCAUCUACAAGUGGGCGUACAUCUUCGCGGGGAUAUUCGCCGGCAUCGCGUUUUUUUCGUGGAUCGUCUCCGGGACGCAAGGCGGGAUCUUCGGCAUCAUCGGCGAGAGGCUCACGACGCGUCUGCGCGUGCACUUAUUCCGCGCGAUAUUACGCCAAGACGUCGGCUUCUUCGACGACCCCGCGAACUCCGUCGGCGCGCUGACGUCCAACUUGCGAACGGACACGAGCGCGGUGCAGAGCGCGACGGGGAAAUCCUUCGGCAGCGCCGUGCAAACGUUCGGGUCGCUCGUGUUCGGUCUCUCCGUCGCGCUCGAGGCGUCGUGGAAGUUUGGCUUGGUCCUCAUCGCGUGCGUCCCCGUGCUCGCGGUCGGAGAGAUGAUGAACAUGCAGAACCUCACGAACGGCGAGACGGAGGUGCUCGAGUCGUUAGGACAGAGCGCUUCGCUCGUCAGCGAGUCGGCGGCGAUGAUUCGCGAGGUGAAGGCGUUCGGCCUCGAAAAGCGCGUGUACGACCUGUACGAUUCGCUCUUGAACGUGCCGAACAAGGAGGAGCGAAACAAGGCGUUCUUCACGUCGCUCGCGUUUGGCGUCGCGCAGCUGGUCACGAUGUUGUUUUACGCGUUCGCGUUCUGGUGGGGCGCGGAACUCAUGUCGGACGGCGAGCUCGAUUUUUACGACUUCAUGAAGGCGCUGUGGGCGUUGGGUUUCUGCGCCGCGGGCGCGGGGCAGGCGGCCGCGUUCGCGGGGGACGCGCGCGCGGCGAACGUCGCGGCGUCGAGGAUUUUCCCGCUCAUCGACCGCGAGCCGGGCAUCGACACGAAGCCGUUCAUCGACGGCCCGCCCGGCGCCGUGGAGAGCGGCGGCGCGAUCAUUCCCCCGGACGCGUUUAAAGGCGGGAUCGCGUUCAAGGGCGUGCAGUUUUUCUACCCGCAGCGGCAGUCGAAGGUUCUGAACGGCUUGGACCUCGUCAUCAACCCCGGGGAGACGAUCGCGCUCAUCGGCCAGAGCGGCAGCGGAAAGUCCACCGCGGUGCAGCUCAUCGAACGCUUCUACGACCCGACGACGAAGUCCGUCCUCGACGGCGUCGACCUGCGCGACCUCGACCCGAUGUGGCUCAGACGUCAGAUCGGUUUGGUCGAACAAGAGCCGACGUUGUUCAGCGGCAGCGUGCACGAUAACAUCGCGGCAGGGAAGGGCGGCGCGGAGGCGAGCAGGGAAGAAGUCGUUCACGCCGCGAAAAUCGCAAACGCGCACGAGUUUAUCACCAAGAUGGACGGCGGCUACGACGCGGAUGUCGGCGUCGGCGGCGGGUUGGUAUCCGGCGGUCAAAAGCAACGCAUCGCGAUCGCGCGCGCGAUCAUCCACUCGCCGAAGAUCCUCCUCCUCGACGAGGCGACGUCCGCUCUCGAUAACGAGUCCGAAAAGCUCGUGCAAGCCGCGCUCGACGCGCUCCUCGCCGAGCGCGGCGGCGACCGAACGACGAUCGUGAUCGCGCACCGUCUGAGCACGAUUCAAAACGCGGAUCGGAUCUGCGUCCUGGAAAACGUCGGCGGCGGCGGCGCGAAGGUUGUGGAGCAAGGGACGCACGACCAGCUGAUGGCGAUCCCGGGAGGGAGGUACGUCGCGCUUCGCGCCGCGUACGACGACGCCGACGGGGAGCGAUGAAGCGAGCGAUGAAAAAACGUGUGAGCGGCGAGCGUUACGCGUGUGAAGAAGAGCGUUACGGGUGUGAUGAGUGUCUAAGACCACUCGAGGAAUGUUACUGUACUGUACGCC
Micromonas pusilla CCMP1545 is the source of this 4066-nucleotide messenger RNA. RefSeq names its product ATP-binding cassette superfamily. Bases 20 to 3955 code for a protein of 1311 amino acids. The transcript has 4 exons. Gene Ontology annotation, molecular function: ATP hydrolysis activity; ATP binding; ABC-type transporter activity. Lineage: Eukaryota; Viridiplantae; Chlorophyta; Mamiellophyceae; Mamiellales; Mamiellaceae. Gene Ontology annotation, biological process: transmembrane transport. Gene Ontology annotation, cellular component: membrane. The record is from RefSeq and is a predicted model, not a curated record.